GAGCUCUGCGUGGUCUCUGCCCGAGUGCCUGGCCUUUCCUACUUUGCUCAACGCCUGAAGCUCACGAUGGAUUGAAGUGAACUUCCUAGCACCACCACCAUCAUCAUCAUCAAUAAGAGCGUCGUGACUUUGACAAUUCUCAAUAUGACAAACACAGGCAGCUGAUGAGGAAAGAUGGUGCAGAAGUUUCUUAUUGUUCUCAUUUGUUUGUCAGCGGUAAUGUGCUCCUUGGCAUCCCAUGCCACCUCUAACGGUUUACUGAAAAUCAGUUUAAAGAAAAAGCCCUUGGAUCUUAAUAAUAUAAAAGCAGCAAGAGUUGCAAAGGAAGUGGGGAAGUAUGUAGGGGGUCCUUGGGACUCCCAUCAUAAUUUGGGUAAUUCAGAUGCAGAUGUAGUACCUCUGAGGAAUUAUUUGGAUGCCCAAUACUUUGGAGAGAUUGGCAUUGGUUCUCCACCACAGAACUUCACUGUCAUAUUUGAUACUGGAAGCUCCAACCUCUGGAUCCCAUCCUCCAAAUGCUAUUUUUCUGUUGCUUGCUAUUUCCACUCCAGGUACAAGGCAAGCCGCUCCAGCACAUAUACAAAGAUAGGCAAGUCUUGUGAGAUUGAUUAUGGAUCUGGAUCAAUAUCUGGCUUCUUCAGCCAAGAUAACGUACAAGUUGGGGAUCUCAUCAUCAAAGAUCAGGUUUUUAUUGAGGCUACACGAGAAGGGAGUCUUUCCUUCAUUGUCUCAAAGUUUGAUGGGAUACUUGGACUCGGAUUUCAGGAAAUUUCUGUUGGGAAUGUGGUGCCUGUCUGGUACAACAUGGUAGAGCAAGGUCUGGUAAGUGAACCAGUCUUCUCUUUUUGGUUUAAUCGAGAUACAGAGGCAGACGAGGGAGGUGAAAUCAUUUUUGGUGGUGUUGAUCCAAAACACUUUAAGGGUAAACAUACUUAUGUUCCAGUCACCGAAAAGGGCUACUGGCAGAUUGAAAUGGGAGAUUUUCUUAUUGGGAACCAAUCAACAGGUUUUUGCGAGGGUGGUUGUGCUGCUAUAGUGGAUUCAGGGACAUCCUUACUUGCUGGUCCAACUACUGUUGUUACUGAAAUCAACCAUGCCAUUGGAGCAAAAGGAAUAGUUAGCAUGGAAUGUAAAGAAGUUAUUUCUCAAUAUGGGGAAUUAAUAUGGGAAAUCUUGACUGCAGGGGUACGACCUAACCAAGUAUGUUCACUGAUUGGUUUGUGCUUUUUCGAUGGGGCUCAGUUUGUGAGCACCAACAUUGAAACGGUGGUUGAAACACAUAACAAGGAAGGAUCAUCUAUCAGUAAUGGCUUACUAUGUAUUGCCUGUGAGAUGGCUGUUGUUUGGGUUCAGAAUCAGCUUAGACAAAACAAAACAAAGGAAAUAGUUUUUCGCUAUGUCAAUGAGUUGUGUGAGAGCCUCCCAAGUCCGGCUGGAGAAUCAGUUAUUGAAUGCAAUAGCAUCGCACGCAUGCCAAAUGUUUCAUUUACCAUUGGGGAUAAACUUUUCAAUCUUACUCCUGAACAGUACAUCCUUAAAACUGGAGAGGGCGAUCUCGCUGUCUGCCUGAGCGGGUUUAUUGCAUUUGAUGUGCCUCCUCCUCUUGGUCCUCUCUGGAUUCUUGGCGAUGUCUUCAUGGGGGUAUAUCACACGGUUUUUGACUUUGGCAAUCUGCAAGUAGGAUUUGCAGAAGCUGCUUAGCUAUAUCGGUGCUUUUAGCAUGUAAGUUAGGGGGUUUUAUGUUGUUGAUGAAUGAUAGAAGUGAUUAUAUUUUUUAUGAUUGCCCAUAUAUUGAUGAUGCUUAUAUUAUGUAAA
Messenger RNA from Telopea speciosissima, 1815 nucleotides. Its product is annotated as aspartic proteinase oryzasin-1-like. The record is from RefSeq and is a predicted model, not a curated record. The transcript has 14 exons. The coding region runs from base 175 to 1701 and encodes 508 amino acids. NCBI's taxonomy places the organism in Eukaryota, Viridiplantae, Streptophyta, Magnoliopsida, Proteales, Proteaceae. Gene Ontology annotation, molecular function: aspartic-type endopeptidase activity. Gene Ontology annotation, biological process: proteolysis; lipid metabolic process.